UCCAUGGAUUUUACCAGCCCUCCAUUAUCUCUCCAAGACAAUGGUUUUAGUAUGGUACCCACUGAUCCACUUGGGACACCCCUGGAAGAGAUUGAAAAACUCAAGGAAGAGCUGAGGAUGUGGAAGAUAAGACUUGAAGAUGCUGGGAAGGUAAAAGCUGACCUGUUUCACUCCAAACUAGCAGCAGAGGCAGAGUGCGGCAGAGCAGAGAAGCAGCUGGCAGAGCUGAAGGAGCAGGAGAGGCAGAGGAAGGACAGAAUCACCAGCUGUGAGCAGGAACUCUUGCUGCUAAAGCAAGAAAACUCUGAGCUGAAAAAGGAGAUGGAAAAGCUCAAAGAAGACCUGGAAGAACACAGUUCCCAGGAUAAUCCGUUGGAGGUUAAAAAGAAGGUGGCAGAAAUGCAAUUGAAGUUCACUCACCUGGAAGAGAUGAAGGAUGGUGGGGCAGAUGAGGAUAUGGACACCCACUGUGUCUUUGGGGUGGCCACAAAAACCCCCUUCAGACUCAACCAGAACCAGGCACUGCUGACUUUUGAAGAUGAGGAAGUUGCCCAGAGGCUGACAAAGAUGAGCAAGCACUGUGUGAACCUGGACAACAGAACAGCAAAUGUGACAGUGAAGCCUUUUGAACUUGACAUGGGAUUCCAGUUUGAGCUCCACGUCACUGUGUCUGGAAAGAAGAUCAACAUUUCAGACAUACCUGAGCUUCCCAUUCCUGAAGAGUGGAUGAGAGACAAACUUGAGCUGCAUUUCUACAAAACUGAGCAGGCAGAAGGAGGAGGAGAAAUAGAAGAAGUGACCUACAACAGGGGGUCUGGGACAGGUGUCAUCACAUUCCUCAAGCCUGGAGCAAGCUACAACUUUGUGGGAUGCACUAAAUACCCUUUCUGUGCAGAGGAAAGGUGGUUCAUCAUUUCUGUCUCACCACAUUUUGAUUUCCACUUGAUGAAGUUUCAGUCACACUGCAGGGUUUCCAAGAAAACCAUUCUGCUGAAAGGAGUCCCAGAGGUGGAAGAGGACGAAGAAAGUGUGCAGGACAUGAUUGAAAUUCACUUCCAAAAGCCAAGCAAUGGUGGGGGGGAGAUAGAGAAAAUCAAAUACCUCUCCAAAGGAGCAGCCUAUGUUUGCUUUGAGGAGGACACGGAGAAUGCCAGCUCAGGAACCACGGAGGACUGA
Molecule: messenger RNA, 1176 nt
Organism: Melozone crissalis (California towhee)
Lineage: Eukaryota; Metazoa; Chordata; Aves; Passeriformes; Passerellidae
Gene: NMI
Product: N-myc and STAT interactor
Exons: 9
Coding region: 4-1176 (390 amino acids)
Cellular component (GO): cytoplasm
Source: RefSeq, a predicted model, not a curated record